This is a messenger RNA of Osmia lignaria (orchard mason bee), 567 nucleotides long. Its product is annotated as waprin-Thr1. The record is from RefSeq and is a predicted model, not a curated record. Lineage: Eukaryota; Metazoa; Arthropoda; Insecta; Hymenoptera; Megachilidae. Gene Ontology annotation, molecular function: peptidase inhibitor activity. Gene Ontology annotation, cellular component: extracellular region.
ACAGAGUGAAAAAGGAGAGAUUUAAGAAGCUGCGUUGUUAUCGUGCAUCAAUUGGACGUGGUUCAUCUGCCAGUUGAACAAUUCUGGUGGUCUAAAAAGAAGAAAAAGCAUCGUAUGAGGUUCUUGACAAAUGGAAAUGCAUAAAAGAGGGACCAUUUUUGCACUGACGGUGUGUUUGUUGAUUGCCGCAGCAGUCGCGCAGCUGUCUUUCAAAGGUGGUCAUUGCCCAUUGAAGGACAGCGUGUCGAAAUGUUUUCCUAGAUGCGUUUCGGAUUUUCAAUGCUCCUUUAAUGAAAAAUGUUGCCCAAAUAAAUGCCGCACUGAAUCGUGCGUACAGGCUAGUCUGAUAAAUACUGGUAGUGGAUACAAAGGGUCACAAAAUGAUGGCGUUUAUUGCGCAGGCGUGAAAUGUGGUCCAUAUCAAAAAUGUCAAUUCGAUCGUAAAACUAAACGCGAAAAAUGCGUUCGUACAUAAGUGAAUUUUCGACUGCAUCCGUUAAUUUCAAUAAAGCAUGUUUUAAUAAUAUCAGUUGUAAUUUAUUGAAUAAAUUUUAAAUUGAACUUAAA